UCAUUUCUUUGUGCUCAGUAGAGGCGCUUCUGUGAAGCUUGCAAUGUGCUGCGCGCAAUCAUGAGUCUGUUGAGCAGAUACCUAGACGAUGCGUAUAAUGCCUGGAUGGGCUCGCUGAUGGGCUGCUGCAGUGCACGGCCGAGGGACCCAGACCGAACUUCGAUCCGAGGCUUCGAGAACCCCCGCACCAUCUAUCACCACCAACCUCAACUCAUCCCCCCGCCCUCCGUGCCCCUCCCUGGGAGCAAGCUGAACUUGUACAGCGGCAGCAGCACCAGAACAAAGCGUCCCUACAUCAGCGCGCCCUCCGACUUCCGUCACGUCCAGCCCUCACCCCCACCACACCUACCCCGCCGCAGCUUCCGCCCGCUAGAACUGAGCAUCUACCUCCCCGCAAACCAGCUCUCCCCCAUCCUCCCACACUUCGAUGACGCCCCCGCUGCGGCCCCACAAGCGCAUACCCGGACCGUCUCAGCUCUAUCAAACUUCUCUAUCCCCCGCAAGGCAGUGCCGUCAUACUACCAGCGCCCCUCCUACGACGCCGAGUACUCAAGCGCCGACACAACCCCCAAGUCACUCGCGGAGUCAUUCACGCACUCGCUCCGCCCACGCCCCAGUCUCCCAGGCAGCCUGAGCACGCAACAGCUCCUCGCAGCUCUCGACGACGAGCCGCUCAACUACCCACCCCCCUCACGCCUGCGCUCAAACACCUCAAACACCCUCCCCAUCCUCAGCGAGCAGGUCGAGCGCGUGAAAUCUGUUCUUCUCGAGCGCGAAGCCCUCGACAAGCGCAUCCGCGAUGUGGACGGCCUGAUCGAGGAGCGCAGAAGCAUGUCUCUCAAGAGCCGCCCAGCAAGCAUUUACACAUCUUCCGAAGAACCAAUGCCCCACCUCACCACCUCCGAAAUCGAGCGUCUCCGCCCCCGCACCACAACCCCCCUCCACUCCCCCGCCUCAACAACAUCCUACACCUCUCUCCCCCCACCCCCCCUCCCACUUCUCCUCCCGCGCCCUCCCCUGCGGAAAAAGAAAUCAUUCUCCCGCGUCUCAACCUGGCUCUCCGGCAGACACAGCCGGCAACUCUCUCUCGACAGCGUGACGAACGCGCCCGUCCCCGUGACAGCGCGAGACGGGUUCUAUCAGUGCGUUGACGCGAGGUUGGAGGGAGGGGGGAGUUUGAGUAGUAUUGGGUCUGCGUCCGAGGAGGAUCUGAUGGGGCCGACGAGCUGGACGAGUGUGUCGGAGGUGGGGACGUUGGUUAAGGGGGUGGAGGGGGAGGCGGAGCGGUUGGGGUUGAGGGCGUCGAGGGUAGGGGUUGCUUUUUGA
This is a messenger RNA of Pseudogymnoascus destructans, 1326 nucleotides long. RefSeq lists its product as uncharacterized. Bases 61 to 1326 code for a protein of 421 amino acids. NCBI's taxonomy places the organism in Eukaryota, Fungi, Ascomycota, Leotiomycetes, Thelebolales, Thelebolaceae. The transcript is spliced from 3 exons. The record is from RefSeq and is a predicted model, not a curated record.